GAACCUCCCCCGCCGCCAGCCUCGCCCCCCCGCCCCCCAGGAGCUGGAGGAGGCGUGGCCGGGGCGUCCCGGGGCCGUGGCAUUGGCUCUUUUCUCUCCAGCCCGCGCGCUCCAGAGCCUGUGCUGACCGCUGCUGGCCGUCCGAGCAGAUUGCGCACGGCAAUCCGCGAUGGAGCCCACUACCCAGAUCGUGGUCGACAGCCCAGGCGUGGUGUAUAGCCCCGAGGCCAUCGAGGCGCAGUAUGAGUAUCGGACGACGCGCGUGAACCGCGAGGGCGGCGUGCUCAGGGUGCAGCCCACGUCCACGCGCUUCACCUUCCGGACCGCACGGCAGGUGCCCCGUCUCGGGGUCAUGCUCGUCGGCUGGGGAGGGAACAACGGCUCUACGCUCACCGCGGCCGUGCUGGCCAACCGACUGCGCCUGGCGUGGCCCACGCGCACGGGCCGCAAGGAAGCCAACUAUUAUGGCUCGCUGACUCAGGCCGGCACCGUGACCAUAGGUUUGGAUGCCGACGGCCAGGAGGUGUUCGUGCCCUUCAGCGCGCUGUUGCCCAUGGUGGCACCCAACGACCUGGUGUUUGAUGGUUGGGACAUCUCAUCACUGAACCUGGCCGAGGCGAUGCGGCGCGCACAGGUCCUGGACUGCGGCCUGCAGGAGCAACUGUGGCCACACAUGGAGAGCCUGCACCCGAGGCCCUCAGUCUACAUUCCUGAGUUCAUCGCCGCCAACCAGACGGCGCGUGCUGACAACCUCAUCCCGGGCACGCGUGCGCAGCAGCUGGAGCAGAUCCGCAAGGACAUCCGAGACUUCCGCACCAAUGCCGGACUGGACAAGAUCAUUGUGCUGUGGACAGCCAACACGGAGCGUUUCUGCGAUGUAGUCCCGGGCCUCAACGACACUGCCGAAAACUUGCUGCGCACCAUCCAGCUUGGCCUGGAGGUGUCACCUUCCACACUCUUCGCUGUGGCUAGCAUCCUGGAGGGCUGUGCCUUCCUCAAUGGGUCCCCACAGAACACGCUGGUGCCUGGUGCGCUUGAGCUAGCGGCACAGCGCCACGUGUUCGUGGGCGGGGACGACUUUAAGUCUGGCCAGACGAAGGUGAAGUCUGUACUCGUGGAUUUCCUUAUUGGCUCUGGCCUCAAGACCAUGUCCAUCGUGAGUUACAACCACCUGGGCAACAACGACGGGCAGAACCUGUCUGCGCCGCAGCAGUUCCGCUCCAAGGAGGUGUCCAAGAGCAGUGUGGUAGAUGACAUGGUGCAGAGCAAUCGCGUGCUCUAUGCGCCUGGAGAGGAGCCUGACCACUGCGUUGUCAUCAAGUAUGUGCCAUACGUGGGGGACAGCAAGCGCGCGCUGGACGAGUACACCUCGGAGCUGAUGCUGGGAGGGACGAACACGUUGGUGCUGCACAAUACCUGCGAGGAUUCGCUGCUGGCGGCGCCCAUCAUGCUGGACUUAGUGUUGCUCACUGAGUUGUGCCAGCGAGUCACCUUUUGCACGGACGCCGACCCCGAGCCGCAGGGUUUCCACCCUGUGCUGUCGCUGCUUAGCUUCCUCUUCAAAGCGCCGCUUGUGCCGCCAGGGAGCCCGGUGGUGAAUGCGCUCUUCCGCCAGCGCAGCUGCAUCGAGAACGUGCUCAGGGCCUGCGUGGGGCUCCCGCCGCAGAACAACAUGCUGCUGGAGCACAAGAUGGAGCGCCCGAUCUCGGGCGUCGCCCGAACCGGGGCUGUCGUCUCCCUGCCAUGCAAGGAGCCCGCACCCGCCAACGGCUGCACCGGCGACGCCAACGGUCACGCACGGGUGCCCGAGGUGCCCAGCGCUUAGGUUGCCCCUCCCCGCUAUCCUCGCCUUCCCCAGACAAUAAAGCCCGUCCCCUGCUGG
Molecule: messenger RNA, 1882 nt
Organism: Jaculus jaculus (lesser Egyptian jerboa)
Lineage: Eukaryota; Metazoa; Chordata; Mammalia; Rodentia; Dipodidae
Gene: Isyna1
Product: inositol-3-phosphate synthase 1
Exons: 11
Coding region: 170-1825 (551 amino acids)
Biological process (GO): inositol biosynthetic process; phospholipid biosynthetic process
Cellular component (GO): cytoplasm
Molecular function (GO): inositol-3-phosphate synthase activity
Source: RefSeq, a predicted model, not a curated record